AUGGCGCCUUGCAACAUCUCAGUGCAUGGACCUAAAGACUCUCAAGAGGUUCUAGUCAUCCCACCUAAGGAUAAAGUCAUCGACCUUCCUUGGGUCUCCACUGGUGUUUCCGGCCUGGUGGUGGAAGCCUCCGAUUCGGCGGUUAUCAAGUUUCCUGUGACGGGGGAGAACAGAGCCCAAGCUCAGAUCGAGUGUGCUAUCUACAAACGGCUAGGGCUCCAUCCACAGAUUACGAAGCUUCUAUCAAUACAACAUGAUGACAUGCUAGUUCUUGAGCGCCUUCAGUGCCCUCUCCGCCAACGGCUCCUUGACCUCCGCAAUGCAGGGCGAUCUUCACCAACUCAAAGCGAGAUUUUACGCUGGGCCUCCCAAAUAGGACUUGGCCUCGAAUACAUUCAUUCGCGCGGGGUAUUCCAAAUUGAUAUCGGCGCACACAAUGUGUUGUUAGACUGGGAUGAUAAUGUGAAACUGAACGAUUUUGCUGGAUCCUCUCUGGACGGCUCAAAGCCUCUAAUUCUAUGCGGCACACGAUUUGAACAUCCUAGCUUUCCGUCAUCACAAAACCCUUCUGUUCGCACUGAAAUUUUUGCAUUUGGUUCUCUGCUGUACGAAAUCGAGACUACCCACCACCCAUAUCCAGAAAAAUCCGAUCGUGAAGUCGAACUAUUAUACAAGGUCGGAAUUUUCCCAGACGCCCGCCAUAUGAUUUUGGGCCAAGUCAUUCACAGAUGCUGGAUGAUGGAGUACCGGAACGUUGGUGAAGCACUAGAUGAUAUGAGGCGGAUACAGGGCUGUAUAAUUCAAGAAGGUGCGUUGUCUACACUAAUCCGCUAA
This is a messenger RNA of Ophidiomyces ophidiicola, 834 nucleotides long. RefSeq lists its product as uncharacterized. NCBI's taxonomy places the organism in Eukaryota, Fungi, Ascomycota, Eurotiomycetes, Onygenales, Onygenaceae. Bases 1 to 834 code for a protein of 277 amino acids. Gene Ontology annotation, cellular component: cytoplasm. The record is from RefSeq and is a predicted model, not a curated record. Gene Ontology annotation, biological process: protein phosphorylation; signal transduction. Gene Ontology annotation, molecular function: ATP binding; protein kinase activity. The transcript has a single exon.